AGAUAAGCCUUAUAGUCACAAAGGUGGAGACUAAAGUCAGUCCUCUCUCCUCAGGCCAUAUAAUCACUGCUUUAUGCGGACAAGUACAAGUCGGUACAAAAGCCCUGCUAUUCCUACCUUAUUUCAUUAGGAUCGAUCGGACAAUUGAACAGGGCAAUGGAGAAGAAAUAUCCACACUUUACUUUGAGGACCUUGUUGAGCUUUCUGCUUGUGUUUUUGCUUCACAGAUCAACUGAAGCGCAACAGAUAUGCUCCAUGCCUGGGGCAACGCCUCCCACUAUUAGAGAGAACAACGUUGUUGGUGCUGUUGUGACCACAAUCACCACAGAGGAAGGAGUGACCCUAACUAUUGUCAGUAAUCCUGCAGACUCUUUUGGUCUGAAUGGCAAUGAUCUUACAGCGAUAAAAGUUUUGGACUAUGAGACUAAAACAUCUUUCACCAUUGACCUUCUUUGUAAAAAAGGUGACCAAUUUCUCACUCUAAUAGUAGUGGUACUUAUUGAGAAUGUGAAUGACAACCCGCCAGUAUUUGCAGAAAGCCAGUACACUCUCAAUGUCGAUGAGUUGUCACCUGUAGGCAAAAGUGUCGGUGCAUUUGAAGCAACAGAUGCAGAUAAGGAUCGACUCUAUUACAGCCUAGUGCCAGAUACAGAGGGUUUUAAACUGCAAGAAAACAGCCCAAAUAUACUAGUGCAACGUGUUCUUGACUAUGACGCAGUGACAAGUGUGACACUUAUAUUAUCUGCUCAGGAUACCCCCACAUCCACACCACCUUCAUUCACUGCCACAGCCACUAUCCAUGUCAUCAUCAUGGACAUUGACAACCGUCCACCAUGGUUUCAGCCCUGCACAGAAACCAUAGUUGACAUGUCCAAAAUCUGCCUCAGCUCUGGAUAUACAGGAACAGUCAACUUAACAGAGCAAGAGGUUGGUGCAUUGCCAUUGCUGCCAGGUCCGGUGCAUGCCAUUGAUGGUGACAAAGGCUUAAAUGUGCCGAUAAUGUACACAUUUCCAACCGGGUCUGAAUCUGACAUUUUCCAGAUCAAUCAGAUCACUGGGGACAUCACCAUGUUGAAGGCGGCAGAUAUAGCGGGUCCACUGACCUUAACAGUUUUGGCUUUACAGACAUCCAACGGUGACCAGUUCGCGACCACAACGGUCACUAUCGUUGUUGUGAAAAAGAGUGUGAACCCACCGCAGUUUGAGAAGAUGGAGUAUGAGGGCUUCAUCUCUGCAGACGCGGGCGUAGACAGCAUGGUUCUGGAGAGCAAAGCCUCCAACAGGCCACUCAAGGUCCAGGCCAAGGACACAGACUAUGCUGAUGGCAUCAACCCUGAUGUGAGAUAUGAGGUUCAGGGAAGCACUGAAUUCUCCAUUACCCCGCAAGGCUUCAUCCUCAUGACUAAAAACGUUAUGCCAGGCACUGUUUCCAUGAAUUUGCAUGCCAUCGACUCAUCCAAUGCAGAAUCAACUACAGCAUCUCUCAAGGUGGAGGUCAUGCCAGGGAUUACAACCAUGGCCCCAACCACCACUGACAUGGCCACCACUGUUAUGGCCACCACUGACAUGGCCACCACUGACAUGGCCACCACUGUUAUGGCCACCACUGACAUGGCCACCACUGACAUGGCUACUGCCACCCAUGCCGCCAUCAACUCCACAACAGAAGGGGUUCUUGGGGCCCCAGGUGGAUAUGGUCCUGGGGACAUGGCUGCCCUGGGUGCAAGCCUGGCUGUGUUACUGGUGAUCUCUAUGGUCGUCAUCGGCCUGCUCGUCUUCCGCAUCCAGAAGGGCAAGACAGAUUGGAGGAAGCUGUCAGAGGCCAACAUCUUCCGUAGCUCUCUUGGGAAAGGUCCCGGCGAACUCAAGAAUGGGGUGCAGUACACCAACGAGGGCUUCCAGAAUGACGGAGACACUAGCAGUGUGGGAUCCAAAGGCCCAGAGGAGAUGGAUGGGAAGCGGUCCAUCGGGAAUGGAGUGACCUCCAGAGCUGUGGAGGAGACUGUCAUGAAGGUCUCGGCUCCCCUGUACUCCAACCUUCUGCUUGACACCAGCAGCCUGGCAGGGUCUGAUAAGGCCGACAGCGAGAAGGAGGUGAAGCCCAUUCUGACCAAGGAGAGGCGUGUGGAGGAGGGCUACAAGUCAGUCUGGUUCAAAGAGGACAUCGACCCCAAUGCCAAGGAGGAAGUGGUCAUCAUACCUGACAAUGGGGAGCGGGAAGGUGACGACGAUGAUGAUGAUGAUGAUGAGGAAGAGGAGGGGUUUAGAGAGGAGGAAGAAGAAUAUGACAACUCGUCACCAAAGACCCCAAAGGUGUUGUUCUCUGAUGCUGAUAUGGAUGAUGGCCGUGGAGUGAAGUUUGAGGCUUCUGAGAAAGAAAAGAUCCAGACGUCUGACCUGUGAGGAGUAGAGGGGUAGGCCUGCGCUGGAUUUAGCUUGCCUUGUCUGUUUGGGUGGGUGAGCUUGUCUUUUUUCGUUCAGUUGUGCCGGGUAAGCUAAAUAUUGCGCAAUUGGGGCCCCAUCUAUGAUUGUUGUGUAAAUUCCACACUAAAUAUCUGUGUGCGCCAUUUCUGAAAAUAAUACGUACGUCUAAACAUAUUGAGAUUUCUAAACUUGGCACAUGCCCUACAAACACAUUUUUAUCAUUAUAAUUCAGACCUGUCGUUAAACUGUGCACACAUGGACUAGCAUUCUAACUCUGUCAGAAAAAGUCCUUUCAUUCACCUUUUAUAGUGACAAUAACGCCCUUUAUUUGUUGUAUAAUUUGGAACUAUUGGAAUUAGGCCACGUAGGUUUCUGAAAGAAAGAGUAAUGGCAAAUUUGAUUACAUUUUGUAGAGGUGUGUGCAGAGUGUUUUAGUUUUUUACAGUGACUUUUUCAAACUCAACAUUCAUGCUGCCUAUAGUGAGUGCCAAGCACUUUAUUGAUUGUAUAUUCAAAACAAUUUUACUUUGACAGUAUGGGUAUAGGCUACAGUAUUGCUGUGCAAUAGGAGCGUGACAUCAUAGCCUGUUUAAGCCUAUACCAAGACAGGAGAUAGAAACACAAUCAUCGAUUGGUACACUAAAUAUUGAACAACAAUUUGUCUUUUGUGUAAAACUGUGGGCUGUAGCAUUUUACUUAAAACUACUGGUCUAUUUACUGUGUUGGCAGACUGUUUUAAUCUUUUGCAGUAACAUUCUGUAUUUAGCAAAGGACUGUGACAAUUUCUGAACGAGAAAUGAUGGUAAAUUGUUGUGGACCUGUCAGCAGAAUGUCUGACCUCUCCAAUGUUUUACGUUGACUCUCCCCUCAACCUAAUAUGCUGGACUGCCCGGGAAGGUGCAAUGGUUAUGAAAAUAAAAUAAAUAGGAAUAGAUUCCUAUGUCUAAUCAUUCAACAACAAAAUGAACAGAAUUAAAAAAUUAACAUCUU
Molecule: messenger RNA, 3414 nt
Organism: Oncorhynchus mykiss (rainbow trout)
Lineage: Eukaryota; Metazoa; Chordata; Actinopteri; Salmoniformes; Salmonidae
Gene: cdhr5b
Product: cadherin related family member 5b
Biological process (GO): cell morphogenesis; homophilic cell-cell adhesion; cell migration
Cellular component (GO): catenin complex; adherens junction; membrane
Molecular function (GO): calcium ion binding; beta-catenin binding; cadherin binding
Source: RefSeq, a predicted model, not a curated record